GAAGAAUUCAUGAUGGACACGGCGGGUUGAGGUUGUAAUUAUUGUCAACUGUAGCUCAGCCAUGCCAACUGACUUUCAGCAGUAGUUCAAGAACAAGACAAACUCUGCACGAAUUCGGACAUUUAAAUUCAAUGGAUUCCAAAAGCACUGAAAAUUCUACCACAAGGACCGCUCAACAAGAUGCGGCUUCUAGUACUAAAAUUCGGCAACAAACUCCAGCCAGAUUAACAAUGCAGGAUGUCGACUCGGUCAAAGGAUACGAUCCGACGAAGCCUAGGAAAGUUCCAGUAAAACCGUGGUCAGAGUGGCGAUUGGAGACAGAUUUUGAAAUAGGAAAACCACUCGGAGAAGGAAAAUUUGGUCAUGUGUACAUGGCUAGGACUCGACGAGAAAAGUUUGUCGUUGCACUAAAAGUGAUUCAUGCCAAACAGAUUGAAGAGGAUAAGAUGGAAAAUCAAAUAAACCGAGAAACUGAUAUUCAUGCUUUCCUUGACCACGAAAACGUGAUAAAAAUGUUUGGAUUCUUCCGUGAUGUCGAUAAGAUUGUUUAUAUCCUGGAGUAUGCUCCUGGAGGAGAGGUUUACGGAGAGCUUUUAAACCAGCCGAAACAGAGAUUUGAUGACCAACGAGCUGCUACGUACAUUUUUCAAUUGACUGAAGCUUUGGGUUACUUGCAUCAACGGGAAAUUAUUCAUCGAGAUAUAAAGCCGGAAAAUUUAUUGUUAGGAUACUACGGUGAGAUAAAAAUGGCAGAUUUUGGAUGGUCUAUUCAAACCAGCGGUUCAAAACAAAACAGCCGUCGUAAAACUUUGUGCGGAACCUUGGACUAUCUGCCACCAGAAAUGGUUGAUGGCCGAUCAUACGAUCACAAGGUUGAUCUCUGGUGUCUGGGUGUCUUAACAUACGAAUUUCUGGUUGGAAAGCCACCAUUUGAAACAGAUCACCGGGACGACACUUAUCAACGCAUUCGUACAUUGACCUUUGAGUUUCCCAAAUGGGUAUCGAACGAUGCCCAAGAGUUUAUUUGCAGUAUCUUGAUCACUGAUCCUUCUUGUCGUCUCUCCCUAGAGGCGGUAAAGCGACAUAAAUGGUGCGGCACGAAUCGAUCCACUGAAAAGAAGCUAAUAAAGUUAUUUGAGCCUGUAGCUCACUUAGAAAAUGAGAUGCGGGCACGAUACAAUGAAGCUCGUCAAAUCAUGGAUGCGACUGGAAUUAAAUAAUGUGUGGACAAGUUUUAUAUUGUAUGUUUAAGUUAUUAUGCUUUGCUGAUAAGGCUUUCGUAUUAUAAUAAAUGCAUGUUAAAUUCGAAA
Molecule: messenger RNA, 1310 nt
Organism: Folsomia candida
Lineage: Eukaryota; Metazoa; Arthropoda; Collembola; Entomobryomorpha; Isotomidae
Product: aurora kinase C
Exons: 8
Coding region: 132-1220 (362 amino acids)
Biological process (GO): mitotic spindle organization; regulation of cytokinesis; protein phosphorylation
Cellular component (GO): chromosome passenger complex; spindle pole centrosome; spindle midzone
Molecular function (GO): protein kinase activity; ATP binding
Source: RefSeq, a predicted model, not a curated record